AUGAUCAAAUACCUCCACCCCAUCUUUGCUGCAGCCUUACUACAGCUAGGCUGGUCCUCGUGGGCAGCUGCAGCAUUCAUCGACUUGCCUCCAAACGGUAUUUUCCUACGGGACGCUUCUGCUUCGUCCUGUGCCGCAAACUAUACCUCGUGCGGUAGCUCAUAUUCCGGGAGCUUUUGCUGCUCGUCAGAUACAACAUGUCUUCGCUUGGAUAGUGGGAGCAGUGUUCUUUGUUGUCCCACGGGUUCCGACUGCACAUUCAUCGAGCCGAUUACGUGUAAUGUGCAGGCGAUGAAUGCCACUGCCAAUCCGACUGCGCCUAUACAAUCCACGAAGCUGAAUGAAGACUUGCCGACCUGUGCGGAAGGUUCCACAACCUCUGCCUCUGGUUCGCCGACGACGGUCGCAUCUGGGGCAACGACACGACCAACUGCCACUGCCACAUCCACGAUUUCCAUUAGCGAUACAGCGCCUACAGCACAUACAACGUCAACAGCAUCAGCAGCAACGGCGACACCAACUACUGCAUUUUCAAACUCAACGCAGACCGAGACAACUGCCAAAUGUCCCCAGUUCCCUGCAACAGCAGUUAUUGCCGGAUUUUUCCCUGGCGCAGUGGCCGGUGCCCUCGCGGCUGCAAUCAUGAUGAUGUGUAGACGACGAGGAGAUCAGAAGAAUCGCGAGAGCACACUUCAAAAGACCCAUCGCUCCUCUGGUGGCACGAUUGUCGGAAUAUCGGAUCCAAUCCUAGAUGACGAAAAUGGCUCUUUCCGCACGGACUUUCUGCUACAGCGAAAAUUGAGCGGUCGAUACCCGACACCAGGAACGGUGGCACGCUCUAAAUCAAUGAUGCGUCGAACCGGUACCCGGGUGAAGAGCAUCUUUGUCGGCACGAAUCAUAGCAGCAACAGUAAUGCUGAAAGCCCGCAAUGGAAUACUGCAACACCGCCUAUGCCCCCAAUGCCGGCUAUGCCUGCUGUAAGAAAGCCACCUGUUACACCCCCGCAUCAGACCGAUAGACCUGGUGGUGGUCCUCGCCAACCGAGCACGGAGAGCAUUAAGGUGUAUUCCCCGCCCAACAUGUUGGGCAUUAGCAGCUUGAACCAGGAUCGGAAUACCACCUUUAGCGAGGUGAUGGAAAAGGCCGGAUUUCAGAAUGCGAAGGGUGAACCAUCGUUCAGGGUGACCGAGACCCCUGUUCAGGGUAAUAGUCCAUUGCGGAAGAACUAGACCUUUUUCCGAUCAUUCUUUUUCCAUAUCGCAUCUAAUACCUGUAUGUAAUCGCAUAUAAUCAUCUUAGCGUUUUCAUAAUGUAUAACCGUUUGUUAAUAGCAUGUUGUGCGUAUAAACUGAGAU
Molecule: messenger RNA, 1356 nt
Organism: Talaromyces stipitatus ATCC 10500
Lineage: Eukaryota; Fungi; Ascomycota; Eurotiomycetes; Eurotiales; Trichocomaceae
Exons: 2
Coding region: 1-1230 (409 amino acids)
Source: RefSeq, a predicted model, not a curated record